Molecule: messenger RNA, 857 nt
Organism: Spinacia oleracea (spinach)
Lineage: Eukaryota; Viridiplantae; Streptophyta; Magnoliopsida; Caryophyllales; Amaranthaceae
Product: ubiquitin-conjugating enzyme E2 variant 1D
Exons: 4
Coding region: 150-590 (146 amino acids)
Source: RefSeq, a predicted model, not a curated record
CUUGACUCGUACCUGGAGACUCGUGAGUCGUGAUCCUCCUUUUAACACCCACAACCCAAAACCUCUUCAGUCUUCACCAUUCCCCCUCUCUCUCAUACACUUUGCGUCAAUCUUCAGUUCCCCCUUCCUUUCGAUUUUAUUCUCCAAAUAUGACGAUUGGUUCUGGAGGAUCUAGCGUCGUCGUUCCCAGAAACUUCAGGUUGUUGGAAGAACUUGAACGUGGUGAGAAAGGGAUUGGAGAUGGGAGUGUCAGCUAUGGGAUGGAUGAUAGUGAUGAUAUUUACAUGCGCUCUUGGACGGGAACUAUCAUUGGCCCUCACAAUAGCGUACAUGAAGGUCGCAUUUAUCAAUUGAAGCUCUUCUGUGACAAAGAUUAUCCAGAGAAACCCCCAAGUGUUCGCUUCCACACACGAGUCAACAUGACUUGUGUAAAUCCUGAGAGUGGAAUGGUUGAACCAAAGAAGUUUGGAAUGCUGGUAAACUGGCAGAGAGAGUACACUAUGGAGGACAUUCUGACUCAGCUGAGGAAAGAAAUGGCUGCACCCCACAACCGAAAGCUUGUUCAACCUCCAGAAGGGACCUAUUUCUAAGCUAAACCUACUUGUUUAGCAAACACUAUCUUUCCAAGUAUGGAGACCCUAAAACAUCAGAACCUGAAUGGCCUAUAAUUCAGUACAUAGUUUUAUGAUUGCAUGAUGAUUGAUGUCUUCAAUCGGAUUCCUUAGUGUGUGUUCCCUGUAAGUCAGCUUUUAACUUUGAGACUUAAAAUGUGAAGUCCUAGUCGACUGAACCACUCGUCUCUGUAAUCUGUACGCUUAAUUGCUGAGGGAAAGUGGUGAAUUAGUACGUUGCUGAAA